Drosophila eugracilis is the source of this 955-nucleotide messenger RNA. It is a transcript of the gene eca, whose product is annotated as transmembrane emp24 domain-containing protein eca. The transcript is spliced from 2 exons. The record is from RefSeq and is a predicted model, not a curated record. Gene Ontology annotation, biological process: Golgi organization; intracellular protein transport; endoplasmic reticulum to Golgi vesicle-mediated transport. Bases 109 to 759 code for a protein of 216 amino acids. Gene Ontology annotation, cellular component: COPII-coated ER to Golgi transport vesicle; endoplasmic reticulum-Golgi intermediate compartment; endoplasmic reticulum. Lineage: Eukaryota; Metazoa; Arthropoda; Insecta; Diptera; Drosophilidae.
UCUUAUGCCAAACACUUUGACUUCGAUCUGGCACUUUUUCUCAUGACGUGUCGGCGAGCUUAACUUUAUUAAACAACUACUCGAAAAAGUCAUUGGAAAUAGCUGAAAAUGCGCGACCAAUUCAUCAGCCUGGCCAUGCUGCUGUGCGUCCUGCAUAGCGCCUGCGGAUUGUACUUCCACAUAUCGGAGACGGAGCGCAAGUGCUUCAUCGAGGAGGUUCCGGAUGAGACGACUGUGAUUGUUAACUACAAGGUGGAGCUGUACGAUCCGCGCUCCAAUGGAUUCAUGCCCUCAUCCCCCGGCAUUGGAAUGCAUGUGGAGGUUCGCGACAGCGAUGACAAGAUUGUUCUGUCCCGCGUGUACAGUUCCCAGGGACGCAUCUCAUUCACCUCGCACACACCUGGCGAACACGUCAUCUGUAUGUACUCCAACAGCACAGCCUGGUUUAGUGGAGCCCAAUUGCGCGUCCACCUUGACAUCCAGGUGGGUGAGCACGCCAUCGACUAUGCCAAUGUGGCGCAAAAAGAGAAGCUUACCGAACUGCAGCUGCGAAUCCGCCAGCUACUUGACCAGGUCGAUCAGAUCACCAAGGAGCAGAACUACCAGCGCUACCGCGAGGAACGAUUCCGCCACACCAGCGAGAGCACAAACUCCCGCGUGCUUUGGUGGUCGCUGGCCCAGACUGUCGUCUUGGUCUGCAUGGGUUUCUGGCAGAUGCGACAUCUGAAGAGCUUCUUCGAGGCCAAGAAACUUGUGUGAGGUGCUUCAAGGCUAGGGCAUCAUCAGCACUACUCGCCACCAGCCUCAUUGUUCCGUGUGUUUUCCCUCAUUUGGCAGGAAUUUGCGAAUUUCACCGAUGGAUCACCAUCAACCAACCAUCCGCAGGCCUCGACUCCAAGCACGUCUAGUUAUAAUUUCUUGUGCGUAAUUUAAUAAAAUCCAUUGUACAAAAUGA